GGCGGAUCUAGAGAUUUUUUGCCUGGGGUGGCGAAGGGGUGGCGUGAGGUUCAAGGAGGGGGGCAAUGUUAUUCAAAACUCGGAUUUCAUCGAAUGUAUUUUGUUCUCUACCGUUUGAGGUUUCCAGCCCCCUCCCCAGGCCCACAUUCACCCAUCAUCUGUCAUGGAGGUGAACGGCACAGCAAACAUCUUGGGCUCUGCCUACCUUGCAGUGGAGUAUGUGGAUGGGAUGUUACCAGGAAACCCCUUCCAGCCCCCACUGAAAUAUGCCUGGUGCUAUAUGAUGGACAACUACACCAAGUUCCAGAUUGCCACCUGGGGAUCCCUUAUUGUCCACGAGUUUAUCUACUUCCUUUUCUGCCUCCCUGGUUUCCUGUUCCAGUUCAUGCCAUUCAUGCAGAAGUACAAGAUCCAGCCGGAAAAGCCAGAGACAUGGGAGAGACAAUGGAAGUGUUUCAAGCUGCUCAUGUUCAACCAUUUCGUAAUUGAGCUGCCUUUGAUCUGUGGGACAUACUACUUCACUGAAUUCUUCAACAUCCCCUAUGACUGGGACUCCAUGCCCCGCUGGCCCUACCUGCUGGCCCAGUGCUUUGGCUGUGCUGUUGUUGAGGAUACCUGGCACUACUUCCUCCAUCGCCUGUUGCACCACCGCAGGAUCUAUAAGUACAUCCACAAGGUCCACCAUGAGUUCACUGCUCCGUUUGGCAUGCAGGCGGAGUACGCCCAUCCUGCUGAGACACUUAUUCUGGGUGCUGGUUUCUUCAUCGGCAUUAUGAUCUUCUGCAACCACGUCUCGUUGCUAUGGGCUUGGGUGGCGUUCCGUCUGCUGGAGACCAUUGAUGUCCACAGCGGUUAUGACAUCCCGCUGAACCCACUUCACCUCAUCCCAUUCUACGCUGGUGCUCGUUUCCAUGACUUCCAUCAUAUGAACUUUGUCGGGAACUACGCCUCCACGUUUACCUGGUGGGACAAAGUGCUGGCGACGGACAGCCAAUACAACAAGCACCUCUCCAAACAGGAAGACAAGAAGGAGCAGUAAAACACCCGCCCACACACCGGCUCUUGUCCCCCACCUGGUUUGGCAAGAAGUUGGGACAGGAAGUGGGACAUUUAAGGACACGUGGUGAAAACUGUGUGCUUCUUUCUUUCUCUCAGUGUACUUAACAACACACA
This is a messenger RNA of Lampris incognitus (smalleye Pacific opah), 1173 nucleotides long. RefSeq names its product methylsterol monooxygenase 1 (gene msmo1). The record is from RefSeq and is a predicted model, not a curated record. Gene Ontology annotation, biological process: sterol biosynthetic process. Lineage: Eukaryota; Metazoa; Chordata; Actinopteri; Lampriformes; Lampridae. Gene Ontology annotation, molecular function: iron ion binding; C-4 methylsterol oxidase activity.